Anopheles darlingi is the source of this 2266-nucleotide messenger RNA. It is a transcript of the gene DNApol-alpha73, whose product is annotated as DNA polymerase alpha subunit B. The coding region runs from base 49 to 2229 and encodes 726 amino acids. Gene Ontology annotation, molecular function: DNA binding. The record is from RefSeq and is a predicted model, not a curated record. Gene Ontology annotation, cellular component: alpha DNA polymerase:primase complex. The transcript is spliced from 5 exons. Lineage: Eukaryota; Metazoa; Arthropoda; Insecta; Diptera; Culicidae. Gene Ontology annotation, biological process: DNA replication initiation; DNA replication.
GGAGUGUACGCCGUGAAUCGCUGUGAAAUCAUACCAAAUCCGUGAAAAAUGGUAUCUAUCGAAACGAUAAAGGAGCAGUUCGACGAACUGGGCAUCGAGCCGACGGAUGAGGUGGUGGAUCGAUGUAUUGAAAUUUGUCUCAAUAACAAUAUUGACGAUCCCGUUGAGUUCGUUGAGCAAUGGAUGGCAUACAGUGUGUCCAAGCUGAGCGGUGCCGAGCCUACCAUCGCCUACUUGAACGAGAUGGAAGCGCACGAGUACACGAGCAAGGCCCGCAAGAUGGGUAAAGCGUCCAGUAUGGUAGGAGCCGGUGCCAACAGUAUCGCGUCACCGCGCUUGGAAUCGAAAGUGUCCAAACUUACCACCUAUCGUAACGUCGACACGGUGGAACAGGAUGUGUUGCAGAUGUAUGGAUGCAACACCCCCAAGGCAAACAAGUCGGUCUCCCGAUUGCACCAUUCCAAGAAUACACCAGAUUCCGUGCGUGGCAGUCCUUUCGCUACCGUAACAUAUUCGCCAUUAUCUUCGAAGAAAGAAUCCGAACCAUCAUCAACGAUCGGUAGCAACACCAAAAGCAAAUCUGGUCAAAUCGUCUACACAUAUGGAAAGGCGCAUCUGCUGAAGCAUAUCAAUUGGCUGCCCUCGACGGAAACCAGUAUUGAUCAGCAGGAGUCUUCUGCAAAGGAGACAAAUGCCAAGCAUCAUCAUGGAAGGAGGGAUGCAGCGUUAGUUGGGAAUCGUGCACUAAGUGUUGGCUUGCAGGUGUCGCAGUUUGCGAAUGACACCAGCAAGUACAUGUUCGACUCGAGCUACGAUCGUGUGAUGAUACUGAGCGAUCGGAUCUACGAAAACGGUUCAGCCAUUUGCUAUCGAUUAGCACAGGAGCUUGCCGCUGUUUCAAAUGUCACAACAGCAGCCAAUGGCACGAAGGCACCAAAGAAUGGAAAUGAAGGAAAUGGUGAGAUGACAGCAGGAACCGAAGACGAACAGGUGGCGGGCUUAGAGAUGGAUGAUCUUGAUGGAGGACGUAAAAUGGCAGCCGAUUGGUUCGAUGGCAUUAAGGUGCAUCACGUGGACUAUCCGAGCUCAGAGACAAUCCGGGUGCUUGGAAGGGUGAUCAUUGAUACGCAAUCCGAAACUGGCACUUCUGGAGCAGGAGGGAAAGCUGUUAAUCAACUCUCGAUAGUUGACUUCGAUGAGCAAACACUUCGUUACACGCAGCUAGAUCUCAGUCAGCUGCGCGGGCCAUGGUCCCUGUUUCCCGGCCAGACGGUGCUGCUUGAAGGAAUCAAUCCCAGGGGCACCCUUUUCACCGUGCAGCGGGUACACCAUGAGCGGAUACUCGCCCUACCCCGUCCACCGUAUACUUUGGAACGUCCCCUAACGAUGGUGAUCGCAAGUGCACCAUUUACCGGACGUGACGAUCUGCUUUAUGAACGACUGACCGGGCUGCUACAAUACUGCGCCACUGAUCCGCCGGAUGUGCUGUUGCUGUGUGGACCAUUUGCUGAUGCCAGCUGUUCGCUCUAUAGCGAGGUGGCCGAAACGUUUCAGGAGUAUUUCGAGAAGAUCGUCGGUACAAUCAUGGGCGCCGUUGGAUCAACGCGCACGGAAGUGUUCAUCGUUGCUAACCACGACGAGGUGACCGGUUCAUUCGUCUAUCCAACACCCCCGUACCGGGUGGCAAACUUCUACAAAAACCUUCAUUUCCUACCUGACCCGUGUCUGUUCAGUAUCGAGGGACUAGAGAUUGGCGUUACUACGGUGGACACGGUUCGGCAUCUGCUCGACGGCGAGUGUUGCUCGGCCGAUGCGGGUGAUAAGAUCAAGCGCGCUUUUGGACAUAUCUUUCAUCAAGCUUCAUUUUAUCCAUUGAAUCCACCGCCGGAAGAUAUGCCCGUCGACGUCGAUAUGCUGAAUGAGUUUGGGCGCUUAACGCGCGUCCCAAAUGUAAUGGUGUGUCCGAGUUCCUUGAACCGUUUCGUGAGGGAAAUCAAUGGAUGUGUUUGCAUUAAUCCGGGGUUUCUCGAUUGUCACGAGACGGAUGGGUCCGGUUCUUACGCUCGACUUGUAGUCUAUCCUCCUGAACAGACAGCGACGGCGGCACCGGCAGCAGCAACCGAUGCUGACAGCGACCAACAACAAGAGCAAACGAAAACGACGACGACACCUACGGUAGUGCAACCUUCUGCGGCUAGCUAUAUCGCAUGUCAAAUUGUUAAAUCGUAGCAAAUACAGUCGCAAUAAAAACAAACUCAGUCAUUGC